AUGGCCCCAGUCAAGACUCUCCCAAGUGAAGUGAAAGGUGGUCUUGCCGGUGUCAAGCUUUUCGGCAAGUGGGACGCCCAAGACGUCGAAGUCAAGGACAUCUCACUUACUGACUACAUUCAAGUCCGUCACCCAGUCUACCUCCCACACACCGCUGGUCGUUACGCCGUUAAGCAAUUCAGAAAGGCACAAAUGCCAAUCGUUGAGCGUCUUGUCAACUCAAUGAUGAUGAACGGCCGUAACAACGGUAAGAAGCAAUUGGCUGUCCGUAUCGUCCAACACGCUUGUGAAAUCAUUCACUUGCUUACCGACCAAAACCCAUUGCAAGUCAUCGUUGACGCUGUUGUCAACACUGGUCCACGUGAAGACUCAACCAGAAUCGGUUCCCAAGGUACCGUUCGUCGUCAAGCUGUUGAUGUCUCCCCACUCCGUCGUGUCAACCAAGCUGUUGCUUUGCUCACCGUCGGUGUUCGUGAAUCAGCUUUCCGUAACGUCAAGUCUGUCUCUGAAUGUCUUGCUGACGAGCUCAUCAACGCUUCAAAGGGUUCAUCAAACUCAUACGCCAUCAAGAAGAAGGAUGAACUCGAACGUGUUGCCAAGUCAAACCGUUAA
Molecule: messenger RNA, 612 nt
Organism: Wallemia mellicola CBS 633.66
Lineage: Eukaryota; Fungi; Basidiomycota; Wallemiomycetes; Wallemiales; Wallemiaceae
Product: 40S ribosomal protein S5-1
Exons: 3
Coding region: 1-612 (203 amino acids)
Biological process (GO): translation; ribosomal small subunit assembly
Cellular component (GO): ribosome; cytosolic small ribosomal subunit
Molecular function (GO): structural constituent of ribosome; mRNA binding; rRNA binding
Source: RefSeq, a predicted model, not a curated record